AGUUUAAAUAUCAAAGAAGCGAAGUACUCCCUUGAAAGUGAUAACUUGGAAAACCUGGAAAUUUAUGAAUGCUGAACUCUUGCAGAAGAUGCCAGUUGAAAGAAUGCGGAUGCGACCAUGGUUGGAAGAACAAAUCGAUUCAAAUAAAAUUCCAGGGCUCAAAUGGUUAAAUAAAGAAAAGAAGAUAUUUCAAAUUCCAUGGAUGCAUGCGGCACGCCAUGGCUGGGAUGUAGAAAAAGAUGCCCCUUUGUUUAAAAACUGGGCAGUUCAUACAGGGAAAUAUCUGCCAGGUAUAAGUAAGCCUGACCCAAAGACAUGGAAAGCCAAUUUCCGUUGUGCUAUGAACUCCCUUCCAGACAUUGAAGAAGUGAAGGAUAAAAGUAUAAAGAAGGGGAAUAAUGCGUUCAGAGUGUACCGAAUGCUACCGCCAUCUGAAAGACCAGCAAAGAAAGGUUGAAGACUUUUCACCUUCAGAAUUCACUAAUGGAGUAGAUUGUACAUCUUCUAAUUAUGUUAUGCCAUCCAUUUCAUCCAUAACAGUGAAAGAAGAGUUUCAGGUUGACAGCACUGUUCACUCUGUUAUGGAGGACUCUUCAUGUGUGAACCACUCCGGAGAACAGAUGAUAAUCAUUAACACCCUAGAUGUAUGUCAGGUGGUUGAAGUGACGACAGAAAGUGACGACCAGCCUGUCAGCACUAGUCAGCUAUAUCCACUGCAGAUUUCACCUGUCUCAUCAUAUGAAGCAGUCGCAUCCAAGUCACCUACAAUGGCAGCAUAGCAACAUCGAAGGCAAGCAGUACUUGAGUAAUACAGGGGGACGAAGUACUUAUCUACUUCCAAGUAUGGCUACGUUUGUGACAUCCAACAAGCCAGAUCUCAAAGUUACAAUCAAAGAAGAACCAGAAGAUGAAUCCUUAUUGACAUAUGAAAGCACUACUGCAAACAUGUGGACUAAUCUCACUGAGGGUUUAAGUUUCCCGCCAUUAACAUCCUCAGGUUUGAGCAGUAGUCGGCCUUCUAGUGAGACUCGUGCCAGUGUUAUUAAGAAAACCUCAGACAUUGCUCAGUCAACAGUCAAGACAUGCUAAAUCGGUUUAUUACACUGGGAGAGGUUUCUUUUUUGAAGUCUAGUUUUUCAUGGAUUAACAAAAUAUGGGGACCGCCUUGACAGAUAACACAUUUGGAAUGGUAGUCUUCAGUUCUGGAACAGUAACUCAGGUCACCACUUAAACUUAAUGUAAAGUCUGCUUGAUGUUUUAUAUCCCCAAGGAAUGCAUUUGGAAAAAUCCAGAACAACAUUUUGAUCAACCCGUCGUGUUCUGGAAUCUGUUAAGUGGACCAGGAGUGGUUUUAGAUGCAUAAUCUUAUUUCUUCUUGAAUAUUUAAGUUGAAAGCUCAAAACAAAAUAUAAAAUGUGAACAAUGUGCAUAAAUACUAGGGAAAAUUUUAUUGUGAAUAUGUAUAUAGUGCAAUAAUAGCAAAUGUCUCAGCCUGCUUCUGCACCUUAUGGAAAGCACUUAGAAACUUUCUGAAAAGUAAUGGCACAGUCUUGGGCCGUUGAAGGUAAUAUUUUGCUUUACUGUCUUCUGAAGCAAAUGUAAAAGUAAAAACCUGAUCUUUGUAAUGGCUGCUUUCUGUUCUUUUUCUUUUUUGACUGCUGAGGUGCAGUAGGAAUAAUAUGAAGAGAAUUUAUGCAAAAGCCCAGUUAAAAAAAUCUUUCCCAAAGCAAGCUUUUUUAUUUUUUUAUAAAUGGGGAUAUUUUAUUCAGGGCAAAUUCUAUGUGAAUAUAAUUUUUUUAUCUUUUCUACAACAAAUAUAUAAUUUUAAGAUUCUGUUUCUCCUUUACUGACAUUUAAUACACACUUGUGGCACAUUUUUCAAGAUUUUUAACAGUGUAUAGCUAUUAUUAGCUGGUAUGUAGCAAAAAGAUUAUCCUGUGGAUUGACAAUAAAUAUGCUAUAUAAUUACAUUUUUAA
Molecule: messenger RNA, 1977 nt
Organism: Protopterus annectens (West African lungfish)
Lineage: Eukaryota; Metazoa; Chordata; Ceratodontiformes; Protopteridae
Gene: IRF2
Product: interferon regulatory factor 2
Biological process (GO): immune system process; regulation of transcription by RNA polymerase II
Cellular component (GO): nucleus
Molecular function (GO): DNA-binding transcription factor activity, RNA polymerase II-specific; RNA polymerase II cis-regulatory region sequence-specific DNA binding
Source: RefSeq, a predicted model, not a curated record